Meleagris gallopavo (turkey) is the source of this 592-nucleotide messenger RNA. NCBI's taxonomy places the organism in Eukaryota, Metazoa, Chordata, Aves, Galliformes, Phasianidae. The record is from RefSeq and is a predicted model, not a curated record.
GUCGGCCGAGCUCCACGGCGCUCAUCCCGCCCGCUCCCUGUGCAGGAGUCCUCGUACUCGUUUGCACUGAAAUGCCUUAUCAGCCUCUCCACCGUCAUCCUGCUGGGGCUCAUCGUCAUGUACCACGCCAGGGAGAUCCAGCUCUUCAUGGUGGACAACGGGGCGGACGACUGGCGCAUCGCCAUGACCUACGAGCGCAUCUUCUUCAUCGCUCUGGAGCUGCUGGUCUGCGCCAUCCAUCCCAUCCCCGGGCAGUAUCUGUUCACCUGGACGGCACGUUUGGCUUUUACCUACGCCGCUUCCGUGGCCGACGCCGACGUGGACAUCAUCCUGUCCAUCCCCAUGUUCCUUCGGCUCUACCUGAUCGGGCGCGUCAUGCUGCUGCACAGCAAGCUCUUCACCGACGCCUCGUCGCGCAGCAUCGGAGCCCUCAACAAGAUCAACUUCAACACCCGCUUUGUCAUGAAGACCCUCAUGACCAUCUGCCCCGGCACCGUGCUGUUGGUCUUCAGCAUCUCCUCCUGGAUCAUCGCCGCCUGGACCGUCCGUGUCUGCGAGAGGUGGGCGCGGGGCGGGGGGCUCAAUGGGGAUG